Molecule: messenger RNA, 2566 nt
Organism: Paramecium sonneborni
Lineage: Eukaryota; Ciliophora; Oligohymenophorea; Peniculida; Parameciidae
Source: the annotation of a GenBank genome assembly
AUGAGUGCUGUAUAUAUAAAAUAUCCAGAUGGCAAUAUUAACAAACAUAUUAAAUAGAAUGGGACAUAAAUGAGCUUAAGAUAUAUUUAUACAGGUAUUUAUAUUCAUCAAUUUAGAAAAUGGUCAUAAUUUACCAGAUUAUGAAUUUUGUUUGAUAAUAGAUGAAAAAAGUAAUUAAUUCAUAAGUAAAAAAUAAGAGUAAUUUAAUAUUUAUAUUUGAGUCUAAAUCCAGAAAUAACUUAUAAAUUAGUUGAUCUUAGAGAGAUGUUAAGAUGUUUUAAUUUUAUGAGACAGCAAUUAAUUAAAUAAGAUGAAGAGAUUAAAAAACUUAAAGAAGAUAUUUAGAAAAACUUAGAAUAAUAAGAAAAAGAGCUAAAAUCUAUAUUAAAUUAAGAAAAAUAAUGCUCAGAAGAUUUAAAAAAAAAAGUUAUUGAAUUGGAGUAAAGAAAUCAAACAUUGGAGUAAAGAAAUCAAGUAUUGGAGUAAAGAAAUCAAGUAUUGGAGUAAAGAAAUCAAGUAUUGGAGAAAGAAAAUUUGGAAAAUAAAUAUUAACUUGAUAGAUUUAUUUAAGGGCAAAAAAAUUAAUAUGAAUCUGAUAGAAAUAUCUAAGAGCAAAAUAAAAAUUAUUAAAAGUUAAAGGAUAAAUAUAAAAGUUAGAAAGAUAAAAUAUUAGCGAUUACGGAAGAGAAAAGUGCAUUUUAAUCUAAAAUUUCAUCUUUGUAGAAAGAUGUUUAAUACAAAGAUGAGUAAAUAAAAAAGACGGAAGAACUAUUAAAUAAAUCAGAAGAUAAACACAAACAAGAUUAAGAAUCAUAAAAAAAAUUGUUAGAGGAUUUAUUACAAAAAGAAAGGGAUCGAUAUAAAUGUUUAGAAGAUAGAUUAUAUACGUAACAGUAACCAGACUUAUUCAGAAGUUAAAAUCUUGUACAAUAAAUGGACCCAAAGGAUUUUGAAAAUAUGAAAUUUAAAUUGGAAUCUGAAAUUAAAAGGCUUGGUGAUACUAUUUUUGAUUUAGAAGCAAAACUUAUAAAAACUUCAGAAGAACUAGAAAAAAAAUAAAAAGAAAAUAAAAUAUUAACAGAAGAAAAAGAAGAACUUAAACUUUAAAAAUUAGAGGAUAGUAAAUAAGUUGAAGAGAAAGAAAUUCGUAUUAAAAAUUUGUUAUAAAUUAUUAAUGAGGAAGAUUAAUAAUUCAUUGAAAAAAAUGCUUAGAUCUAAAUACUUGAAGAUAAUCUAGACAAUGCUUUUAGAUAUCGUUUAAUGAGGAUAGUUGAAUUAAUUCCAAGAAGUUAUAAAGAUGACAUUAAUUUUGCAUUGGAGAAAUUAAUUAGUGAAAAAUUAUAUCAAAAAAAGGACAAACUUAUUGAUAAGGUGUAUAAAGUUUAUGAUCUACAAUAUAUGAAAGCUCAUGAAAAAGUUUUUUUGAGUUCAAGUAAUUUAGAUAUUAGAUCCACAAUUAUAAUAAAUCAUAAUAAAAAAUUAAAUGGCUAAUUAUCUCAAGAGGAAAUUGUUUGUGAAACAUCAGAAGAUAAUGAUAAUAGUAAAUUAAUAGAUUCUAUUCAUUUAUAUUUUUGUAAUUCUAUUGAUCAUUUGGGGGAAGAAUUAUAAAAAAAAAUUAAAACUGAAAAUUGUCAAAAAAUCUAUAUUAUAAAAGAAUCAUAUGAAAGUUAAUAAGAUGAACAUUUGUUGAAAGAAAAGGCUUUAGAUAUUUUAAGUGGAAAUAUUGUUGCAUAAAUAAUUUUGGAUAAAUUUAUUGAGGAAUUAAAAGAAAAAGGAAUAAAUAUCCCUUUUUAAUUUAAAUUCGCAUCUCCAAUGUUAUUUUCGGUUGAAAUUAGUUUUAAAUAGUUUUUUUUAGAAAUGAUUAAAAAUGGUAAUAUAGCAUAAGCACCUGAGGUCUUUUAAAAAAUUGUUAUCAAAUUCUGCUAAAUAGUUGAUGAGGAGAAUUCAAAUGAAUUCUAUAGUUACAUAAGGGAUAUAUAAUUGAGAAGACCCAAAGCUGCAGAAUAAAAUAAUGAUAAAAAAAUACAAGCAUAAUUUAUUUCAGAAUUUAUUGAAUUAAGUUUUUAAGACUAAUCAAGAGCUCCUUAUGAGGAAAUAAUCAAAGAAUUUAAUUCUUAUUAAGAAGAAGAAAGAUUGAAAGCCUUUAAUUAUUUAACUGAUUUAUUAAGUGACGUUUAUAAUGAUUUUCCUUUGGAAAAAGUAUUUAUAUUUACAUAAAUAUUAGUUUUAUCCUGCAUAUGAAAUCGACGUAAACGAUAUAAAUAAUAAACAAUUCUAAAAAUACAAUGGUGGAAAAAAUUAAUUUGAUGAUUCAGAAGAAGGUAAAUUCUUUUCUGCUCUUUCAUAUUAUUCUUUAAAAAAGACUUCAUUUAAAUUUUGUGUAUCUCACAUUCAAGGAAUUGGAAAUAUUUUAUAUGAUCCUAUGGUAUCAAGUUAUGAUGGUUUUUUGAACUGCUUUGAUCAAGGAUUAAAUGAAAUGAGAAAUAUUGAAUCUGCUUUUGUAUCAUCUGAUCCUGAUAAAGUUGGAACUCAAUACAUUAAAGCCUUAAGAAUAGAAAUUGAAUGA